Molecule: messenger RNA, 5549 nt
Organism: Paramormyrops kingsleyae
Lineage: Eukaryota; Metazoa; Chordata; Actinopteri; Osteoglossiformes; Mormyridae
Gene: glceb
Product: glucuronic acid epimerase b
Biological process (GO): heparan sulfate proteoglycan biosynthetic process
Cellular component (GO): Golgi apparatus
Molecular function (GO): heparosan-N-sulfate-glucuronate 5-epimerase activity
Source: RefSeq, a predicted model, not a curated record
CCUCGCGCAUUCUCUCGCGAUAUCCGCGCGGCUCGGAGAGGAGAGGAGCCACGGCUGCAAUCACAAUGUUGCGUCCCUGGUAGCCGACAGUCGCCUUUCUUCGGCGGAGCUCGGUGAGGAGUGAGCCCGUCUGAGCCGAGGCCUCGCACUACGGUUCGUUGCAGCGGUGUCUGGAAGGGACGCACCUUGUUUGGUUUACAGAUGAUGAGCCUCUGCUGUCUCUGCGUUUUCCUGGGGUGGAAGUACAGUCUUCAGCGUUAAUUUGUGUGAGCGAUGUUCUCCGUAUUGGCCUCUGGCAGCUGACAGCCCCAAAUCUGUAUGAAGUGACCUAUGGAUGGAAGAGGCCAGGUGACUUCUGAUUGGCUACGAUGAGCUUCCUGUCGGAGUCCCUCUGUUGAAUGGAUUUGGGUCUGCCAUAAACAUGCGUUGCCUGGCGGCCCGGGUCAACUACAAGACCCUGAUCGUGAUCUGUGCCCUCUUCACCUUGGUCACAAUCCUGCUGUGGAACAAAUGCUCCAGUGACACCACACUUGCUGCGGCGCCCAGGCCUCCGCCAGCCAGCACCCCCAAGGGAGACCGCAGUCCCCAGCAGCCCCAGCCUCCAGAGCCCCCGCCCGUUGUGGGUGGGCUCAAAUACGAGGAGAUCGACUGCCUGAUCAACGAUGACGUCACCAUCAAGGGCCGGCGGGAGGCCAACGACGUCUAUCUCCCCUUCAGCUGGCUGGAGAAGUACUUCGAGGUCUAUGGAAAGGUGGUGCAAUAUGACGGCUACGACCGCUUUGAGUUCUCCCACAGCUACUCCAAGGUCUACGCCCAACGAGAGCCCUACCACCCUGACGGGGUCUUCAUGUCCUUCGAGGGCUACAACGUGGAAGUGCGCGACCGAGUCAAGUGCAUCAGCGGAAUUGAAGGUGUACCUGUGUCAACGCAGUGGGGCCCUCAGGGUUACUUCUACGCCAUCCAGAUCGCACAGUACGGCUUGAGCCACUACAGUAAGAACCUCACAGAGCGGCCGCCCCAUGUGGAGCUGUACGACGCGGCGGAGGAGCGGGACGGCCCCCCCUCGGCCUGGACGGUGUCCCGGGGGUGCUCCCUCAGCCGUAGCUACGACAAGACCCGCGCCACCAUGGUGCGGCAGUUCAGCGCCCCAGAGAAUUCCGAGGGAAUCUCUCUGCCUCUGGGGAACUCGAAAGACUUCAUCAUCUCCUUCGACCUCAAGUUCACAUCCAACGGCAGCAUCUCAGUGGUACUGGAGACCACAGAGAAGAACCCCCCGUUUGUCAUCCACUAUGUCACCAGCAGCCAGCUCAUCACCUUCAAGGAUCGGGACAUCACCUACGGUCUGGGUCCACGGACAGCCUGGAGUACCGUCACCCGGGACCUGCUGACAGAUCUGCGCAAGGGUGUGGGGCUCUCCAAUACCAAGGCAGUGAAGGCCACCAAGAUCCUGCCCCGCCGUGUGCUCCGGCUGGUGCUCCACGGACGAGGCUUCAUUGACAACAUCACCAUCUCCACCACCGCCCACACCGCCGCCUUUUUCGCCGCCAGCGAUUGGCUGGUGCGUAACCAGGACGACCGCGGCGGCUGGCCCAUCAUGGUCACGCGCAAACUGGGUGAAGGCUUCCGCCCACUAGAGCCCGGCUGGUACUCGGCCAUGGCCCAGGGCCAGGCUAUGUCCACGCUGGUGCGUGCCUACCUGCUCACCAAGGAGCCAGCGUACCUGAACGCAGCCCUGCGUGCCACCGGCCCCUACAAGCUGCCCUCGGAGCAGCACGGCGUUAAGGCCGUCUUCAUGAACAAGUACGACUGGUACGAGGAAUAUCCCACUACACCCGGCUCCUUCGUCCUGAACGGCUUCAUCUACUCGCUGAUCGGCCUGUACGAUCUGGCCGAGACGGCCGGCGACAAGCUGGGCCGCGAGGCCGGUGUACUCUUCAGCCGCGGUAUGGAGUCCCUCAAGGCUAUGCUGCCCCUCUACGACACGGGCUCCGGAACCAUCUAUGACCUGCGGCACUUCAUGCUGGGCUCCGCCCCCAACCUGGCCCGCUGGGACUAUCACACUACGCACAUCAAUCAGCUGCAGCUGCUUGCCUCCGUCGACAACUCGCCUGUCUUCAAGGACUUCGUCAAGCGCUGGAAGAGCUAUCUGAAGGGAGGCAGGGCCAAGCACAACUAGAGCAGCCGACCAAAGCCCAGCUCCAGGACCCAGCACACCCCCCCCAGGGCGGGGGUAGGAGCAGGCGAGGUCAGGCAGAAACACGGCCCGCUUCAGUCGCCAGACCCGAGACGGCACUGACCGCCAUCGCUGUCUUCGUUUGCUACCAAGGUGGCGAGUGGCCGGUCUCGUCUUCUCCGAGCUGGCAGUCAUUAACGAACUACUAACACAGCUUCAGGGAGUAUGUCUGUGUUGUGUGGAAUGGAGCAGAAAUUGUUUUCCUUACUUGACUCCUGAGCAUUAGAUCCUGAUGUCUGCAGGACAUUGAGGGGAAACUGGGUAAAUCUGCAGAGAAAUUGGAAAACCAGGUUCAGGCGGAAUGGCGCUGAAGAGGGUUGGCAUCCAGCCCUGUGACGGUCAAGCAUUUCUUCCAGUAUAGUUUAUCCCUUUUCUUUUCUGUAUUUUUUUUUUUUUUUGUUAAAAUUGUUUCAUCUGUCUCUGAAAUUGGUGUCCAGUAUGUUUGGGAUGCUUAAACUGUCCAAUGUAGAGCAUAAUGGGCGACAGGCGUGACAUGGGUCGUCUGAUACCUUCUCUAAACCCAAAGACACAAGUAUAAAGAAAUGACUUCACCUUAGGUCAGAAUGUCAGAACACUUAUUGCUGAUGUCCUCAUCAGCUGAACGCUCUGCUGUUGUCACGCCUGGGCUUGUGCCGAUGGUGGCUGCCUACUUUCUACCCCCCUCCCCACUCAGGUAUUUCACAUGAUGGGGGCGGGGCUUAGUUCUGUUGCACAUUCAAAUCACUCAAACCCAGAUCUUCCUAAACAAUCAUCUUUGACUAAGGGGAAGAGCACCCAUUUGUGUCUUCCCCUGUUCAAGAGAAGUCGCUAGAAUGUCGGAGCUUGUCUUAAAUUCCUCCUGAAGAAGUCCCUCCCCCCAACAUCACGAUCCACUUUGGCCACACCCACCCCACAUCCCUACAAGCUCCGCCCACACCCUUCUCUCUGUGGUUGUUAGUUCUACUCAGCAGAGGCGUGAUGGCCUGUUUGCUUGGGUGGUUGGCUGUGUUUUCUGCAGCAUGGCGGCCCGGCCUUCGCCUAGACAGUCCUGCACAGUGCUGUAGCUCUGCGGUUCCGCAUUUAAAUUAGGACAUUAGACGAAAUAGCGACUCUGCUUCCUGAAAUGGAAUGCCGAUCAUCUUUCGGUAUUCCCAGAGUGAGGAGAUGUGAGGAGAGGAUGAGAGCAAUUAUCUUAAAUCGGAAAAAUGCGUUGCUCUUCCCAUGGGAUCAUUUAGCUUGUAAUCCUCUAGGCUGGCAGGUGUUCCACGCAUAUCGCCGUGCACAACGUGACGGAUCUCUUGCUUUGCACACCAGGGAAAAUAAGGGAAAACAUUAGUGUUGCAGAUGAGUGAAUUAUUGUCCUCAUAUGUGUGUCCAAAGGGAUGAUUUUUAGAGCUUUCUGGAAUGCUCCUUCAUAUAUUACCUGCACUUUAUGCCGGUUUGCGAAAUGCUUACGUUUUAUUGGGUGUUUCUGUCCCCCUUUGUUUUGCAGAGAUGCAUUGCAGAGCUCAUGUGUGAGAUUUCACAAGACAAAAUCAUGUUUUGUCUAAGUGGGCUGCUGAUGCGUAGGUGUCAUUAUGCUUUACCAGAGCACAAUGGGAAGGUCUGCGCCUGCUUAACAAGCACGCAGCCGGGAGGCCUGCGCCUGCUUAACAAGCGCGCAGCCGGGAGGCCUGCGCCUGCUUAACAAGCGCGCAGCCGGGAGGUCUGCGCCUGCUUAACAAGCGCGCAGCCGGCAGGUCCUUAGUCUGCAAAGGUUUCCUGGCACAGGGACCUGAUUUGCAGGAAGAGUUAAUGACAGUCUCUCUCUCUCUCUCUGCGCAUAGGCUGCAAGUAUGGGCUAAACCUAAUUAAUCGUUUGGCUGUUCUACUGACACAUGCCGCAGUCCACUCCUGGAGGUACUGUUAAUUCCUGUGGUUAAUACACUUAAGACAAUUAAACGCAGUCUUGCGCUGUGAUUGGUUCCACAGAUUCAACCAAUCACAUACGUGUGAAAGGCAGGCAGAUAUCAGUGACAUCUUUUGCUAUUUGCCAACCAUCCCAUUACCUUGGAUGUAGGAGUUGAGGAAGCUCGCAGUCAGUGGCUGCAUGUGUUUUAAUGUUGUGUGACACUGAGUCUGAGGCAUCUUGCACUGUAACCCCAUAUGUGGGGGUUACCUCUGACUCGGGAGUUUUCAAUCCCAGAUGACCUGUACAGUACAGAAAUGCAACAGGAGCAUCAGCUCUUUCCCCCAGUUCCUGUGUGCCCCGCCUGCCCACCUGCUGUGGUCUUCAGUCCAGGUGCCCAGCCAGACAUGAGGUGACAGAUGACACCCUGCGUCUCCCUCCGGACAGAGCCUGCCACAUGUGCGCCGGGUGGUCGUGUCCAGCAUCAUCGUUUUCUCAUUUUGCACUUGCCGCAUCACCGAACUGAGAGCAGUAACUGGCUUCCAAAAGGGGGGGAUGCUGUAGUCUCUGGUUUCGAACUGUACAUAGAGCUCAUGCGCUGUUCAUACCAAAGUCUUUAAAGGGUUUUUCGGAAGAGCUUUCAUUGGUUUUGCAGAGAGAAUGAAACGCAGCUGCAAUAUAACUGUCUAGGACUGAUCUCCAUGAAGCCCUUGUUCUGUAAAUGUAGAAAUGGAGACGUCAAUUUUGAGGACGAUAAUGAGGAUUCUGAAGGUGGGCGAGUCGCUUUCCUUCAGAAGAAUAGAAGCAAAACGGCCGGUCUGAGUUUUAAUUGUUCAGAUUCAGUUUCUAUAGUGUAGUGCUUGAAAUGCAAUGAGCAGGAAAAAAUAUAUUUUUUGCAGUCAAGGGGAUGCGUGCAACUGUACAGCUAACGUUAGAAAUCAGUGAUGUUGUAAAAGGAAAGCAGGCUCUUUAAAAAUAAAGAAAUCUCAGUGAGUCGCUUUUUCCUUAAAUUAUGAAAUCAUUUGCUUAGGACAAGCUGUUUGUUGAAGUUAAGAGCACAAAAGCACAACUGUAGUGUCAUUGGUUAAUUUAUCCUUUUCAUUGUGUGCAUUAUUUCCCUGGACGAUGUGCAAGGCCUUCCCUUGAAAGCUGCUAUUGUUGUUCAUGGUGUAAUUGACAAUUGUGUGGUACUCGUUACCCUCCCCUCCCACUAUCCUGUAAUCUGACAUGUGCAGCUCGAGUCACAUGUGACAUAUGCAAUAACGUGUUUACUGUGUUUCCUGUUGCCAGGGACAUCCAGAGAGGUUGUAUAGACUUUCAAUUGAAGCACAAUGUGCACAUGCUACCAUUUUUUUAAAUGCAGAAAGUGUUUAUAUUAAAAAAAAAAUAGUCAAUCUUUGUGCUCAGAAUUGCUUUUUAAAGUUGUAAAAUAAAAGGCAUUUUUUCUUA